This is a messenger RNA of Cryptomeria japonica (Japanese cedar), 2352 nucleotides long. Its product is annotated as pentatricopeptide repeat-containing protein At1g80270, mitochondrial. The transcript is spliced from 4 exons. Bases 98 to 2050 code for a protein of 650 amino acids. Gene Ontology annotation, cellular component: mitochondrion. The record is from RefSeq and is a predicted model, not a curated record. NCBI's taxonomy places the organism in Eukaryota, Viridiplantae, Streptophyta, Pinopsida, Cupressales, Cupressaceae. Gene Ontology annotation, molecular function: protein binding.
CCAAAGGAAAAUCCACUAAACCAAAUAUCGGACUUUAUAUCUCUGGUAAGAAAUUUUCAUAUACUUAAAUGUGUGAGAGAAUGAUUGGAAGGGUUAUAUGCACAUGAAGCUCACCGCUAGGAUUUAUGAAGGGUUUCUAGAACUGGACUGGUUAAUUUUAGUCUUGCACGGACUUUAUUUCAAAAUAUUCAUGUGGGCAUUACGAAGAACAGCCAGGCAUCUCAGAGUUCCUCGUGGCAAUGGCAAGGGCACAUUGAGAGCCUUUGCUAAUUUACUUGAGAAAUCCAAAUGCAAUGCAGUCCAGGAGUCAAACAGGGUUAAUGGCGAGGGUUUUGUUCAAGGAGGCCACAUUAUUGCUAGAAGCAUCUCCUAUGGUGCCUAUUCGGUACUUGUUCAAGUGGGUUGCGGGUUCACAUCACUGGCAGGUGAGAAGAAAGAAGAGAACAAAAUUGAAGGGAAUGAUGAUGAUUCGGGGUUUUCUGAGCUAGAUGUUGCCCUAGAGGAAGACACUUUGGGCUCACAGAGUCACCUUGCUGAAGAGGCGAUGGGUUCAGAGAGUGAGGUCUCAGAAGGGAAAGAAGAUCAGGCUGAUCCUCAUUUAUCAGAAGCAGAAGAUAAAGAAAAAACUGUGAAAUUAACUGAAGCUAUUUUUGAAUGUAGCUACCUCUCUGUGCCUGCUAGGCUCGAUAAGUGGGUUGAAGAGGGUAAUAUUCUGACUAGAGAAGAUGUUCACAUUAUUAUAAAGAAUCUGAGGAAGCGACAAAUGAUUGGACGAGCCCUCCAGGUUUACCAGUGGUUGUUGGCAAAAAGCCUUUUUCCAUUCAAUGAGAAUGAGCAUUCAAUUUGCUUGGAAUUGGUUGCUAGGGAACAUGGCAUUUCUAAAGCUCAGGAAUAUUUUGAGACGAUACCAUUAAAAAUGAGAGUAAAGAAAGUGUAUGGAAAACUCUUAUCAAAGUGUGUAUAUGAGGGUGACAUUAAAAAAUCUGAAGAGAUUUUCAAAAAAAUGAAGGAUGCAGGGCUUUCCCCUGGUGUGAUUGAAUAUAACAGUUUGCUGAUACUUUACAAGCAUAUAAACAGGAAAAAUGUUUUUAGUAUAUUAAAAAUGAUGGAGCAUGAAAAUGUGAAACCUAAUUCUUUAACAUACAAUAUUCUGAUAGAUUGCAAGGGCCGGGCAGGCAAUAUUGUUGGAAUGGAGCAGGUUUUCAAUAAAAUGAAAGAAGAUGGCAUAGAAACUGACUAUAUAACACUGUCGACGCUUGCAAAACAUUAUGUCCAUUUUAGAAAUCUGAAAAAGGUGGAGUUAUUGAUUAAAGAAUUGGAAAAUAGUUAUAUGAAUGAGCGCCAUGUUCUGAAAAUUCUUCUUCCUUUAUAUGCAGAUGUUGGUAAGGAUAAUGAAAUAGAAAGAGUUUGGAAUAUAUUUGAAUCUUCUCACACAAUUUUUAUGUCCGAAUAUAUUGCUGGGAUAAAGGCCUGGGGAAAGCUGGGUAACAUUGAAAAAGCAGAAGUCAUUUUUGAGAAAUUACUAAAUUCUGGGAAGAAGAUAAAAUCACCUAGAGCCUAUAAAUCUCUUCUUGAUGUUUAUGCCAACCAUAAUUUGUCACUCAAAGGAAUGGAAUUGGUAGAGCGAAUGUUUAGCAAAGGAAUUACAAUUGAUCCAGCUACUUGUGAUACACUUGUUAAACUCUUUGUGAAAUCAGGUGAUACAGAAAAGGCAGGUGCUUUUCUGUUUGAAGUUUGUAGAGGGAAGCAAGUAAAGCCAUGGUAUAAAACAUUCAGUAGAGUCUUAGAGGAGUAUGCUGAAAGAGGAGAUAUUGAAAAUUCUGAGAAAAUAUUUGAUGGAUUGACUUGUAUUGGAUAUAGUGGCCAGUUACAAUCAUAUGAGUUUCUUUUGCAAGCUUACAUAAAGGCACAAAUUCCUGCUUAUGGCUUCAAGGAAAGAAUGUUGGCAGCUAAUCUUUAUCCCACUAGAAGGAUUGACAAUCUCCUACAGAAGGUGGAGGCAUUAAAGGAAGAUGGAUUUAAGAACCAUAUUUCUGAUAUACUUGACUGAACCUCUGGUAGCAUCUCCAAACAUGUUUUACUAAGCAAUCAGAGUGCCAAAAUUGGCUGUGUAUCAGAUUAAUGUUUGGAUUUUGAGCCACAUGUCGUGCUUUUGGGCACUUGUUCAUCUUUUUCAAUCAAUACAGGUCAGGCUAUUUUGCAUCUCUCUUGUAGUUGGAACAUAUUUAGAGGGUGAUGCUGGGCAUGUUCUGCAAUUAAAGCCAAAAUGACUUGAUUUGCUGGCCAGCCCCCUACCCUUUGGAUGUAAUGAAUUGUUUACGUUUAAUCUGGUUUUGCAAUUGCUUUUCUUUU